UCAUUAACCUUUUUCAAUAAAAAAUUUAAAUAUUUAUACUUUUUCUGUAUCAUUCUCUCUCUCGCUCUCUCGUUUCUAUGAUCUAGGGUUUGGGUUUUGGGCUUACAGAUCAAAAUCUUCAUCAAUGUCGCUUAAAACACCCGCAGAAUACGGCGCAUUCCCCACUUCGAUCGCCACACCACCCGACUCAAGCCCGACGUUCAUCUCACGCGCCGCCAGCACGUCCCGAGCCGUCUACGCCACGCGCCGCCCAUGGCGAGAGCUCGUCGAUCUGUCAUCCUUCUCUCGCCCCUACAGCUACGCAGACGCCAUGGUUCGCAUCAAGCGAAACGCCAACUACUUCCGAGUAAACUACACCAUGAUCGUGCUGUUGAUCCUCUUCUUAAGCCUCGUGUACCACCCCAUUUCAAUGAUUGUGUUCUUGAUAGUCUUUGUGGGUUGGUUCUUUCUGUACUUCUUCCGCGAUGACCCAAUUGUUCUGUUCGGCCAUACGCUGGAUGAUCGCGUAGUGAUGUGUGUGCUUUGCUUGGUCACCAUUCUCGCAUUGGUGUUUACCCAUGUGGGAUUGAAUGUUUUGGUGUCUUUGAUUAUUGGGGUUUCGGUUGUGGGGUUGCACGCGGCUUUUAGAAAUUCAGAGGACUUGUUCAUGGAUGAGCAGGAGGCGGUCCAAGGAGGGUUGGUUUCGGGCGUGGGGAGUUCUCCUUCGCGGCAAACUUACUCUCCUAUUUGAUGAUCUUCGAUGCUGAAUCAUCAAGAAAAAUUAUGAUUCUCUGUGGUGAACUUUGUCGCCAUUUUUGGUGUUAUGGACACUUGUUGAGUCGAGGAUAGUUGAUUUUUGUGAUGUGGUUGGUUUGAGCCUGGGGAGGUAAAAUCCUCUGCUUUUUGUUGGCUUUCUCACCGUGAAUUAUUGUUGGAAUUUUGGUUGCAGUUCUUGCUACUAUUGACUCUAUAUCGAAGUGACGACAGUGGUGUUUGGACUUCUUCCCGCUGUGCUGGAUUUGGUUUUAACUUGAGGAGGUUAAUCUUCUGCUUUUAUUCAUCUGGGUGUUUCUUUGCUUUAAUUCCAAGUGGGGAUGGUGGGUAUUGCUUUUCAGUAUUUGCAGCAGAAGGUAAAUUCUUUGCCGUCUUUCUUUCAUUGAAGCUCUGAGCGAAUUGUGCAGAACUUGGUGUUAUACAGAGGUUUAAUUGUGCCUGAUACUGAAUUGCUUAGCAUCAUGAUACUCGUCGUGACAAUUUUUUGGUGAUUUUCAGUGUUAUGAGUUCUAAGUUGAAUGAGGAUGGUGGUUAUUUUGGUUAAUGCAAUGCGGUAAAUUUGAACUUGGGAGUGAAAAUUCUCUGCUUCUGGCUGGUUUUGUUGAUGCUGGAUUCUAUUUUCUGAUUCUGGUCACAGUUCUAUGUGUUAUAGACUGCAAAUCAAAGUAAAGAAAGCAAUUUUUUUCCAUUAUUAUGGUGGAGUUAGUUUUAGCUUGAACAGGUAAUUCUUCUUGUCUGGAUGCAUCUUGGUCCUUUUGGACUUCAAUUUGAAGUGAGGAUUUAGUAGAAUUCUUUGCUUUUUCCCUGUCAUUCAAGUUUUGGGUGAACUGUGUGCAACUUGAAGAAAAUUGAUUCAUGAUGGUUGGAUGAAGCUGAGUCGGAUUUGAAUGUUGUCUUUUCUUUUCCUCGUCAACUUGGCUUUUCAUGUAGCUUGAUUAUGGCUGGGGAUGAAUUUGAGAUUUGUAGAUAACACCACCACUGAGUCAUCAAAGCUAGGUUGGGCUUAUGCUAUUUUGGCAAUAUACAUAGGGAAGUGAAUUAUCUGUUUGAAGAAAUUUCAUGCCAGCCAAUGUCUAUGCUUUGGUAAUUUAAGUGUGAUUCUCUGACUUAAUUUUGUUUCUGCCACAUGUGGAAUUGUGAGAGGUACCGACAACAUUUUUGUUUAGUGCAUGGCCCCCUUUCUUGGUGAAUCAACCAGCUGCAAGUUUAUUCGCGCCAACAACUUGAAUCAAUCAUUUGGUGAAUUUAGUCAUAUGUAAUUAAUCUAAAAAAUGUUUGGUCAGACUUUGGUAGGGUUUGUUCCGGGUAUUUGGGUAGCUUUGCUAAUUGCUUGGUUCAUAUUUUUUUUUUUUUUGUUGACUUCAAAACAAAUGUGAAAUCAUGUGUCAUUUUGGUUAUUUUUAUCAUGGUUUGUGUUUAGAUUUUGACAAUAAUGAAACUAUGAAAGUAGGGCAGUUGUUGAAA
Messenger RNA from Malania oleifera, 2217 nucleotides. Its product is annotated as PRA1 family protein E. NCBI's taxonomy places the organism in Eukaryota, Viridiplantae, Streptophyta, Magnoliopsida, Santalales, Ximeniaceae. Gene Ontology annotation, cellular component: Golgi apparatus; endoplasmic reticulum. Gene Ontology annotation, biological process: vesicle-mediated transport. The record is from RefSeq and is a predicted model, not a curated record. The coding region runs from base 125 to 730 and encodes 201 amino acids. The transcript has a single exon.